UAUAAUUAAUAAGACUACUUAUAAAUAAUUUAAAGAACUUGACAACAUAUGAAUUACCUUACCGACAGAACCCAAACUAUUCUAUUAGAUAAAGUUACUUCAUUUUGACGGUCUCGUGAGUUUAAUUCAGUAACUCUGGAAAGUUAAUACACCGGCGCGCGACGCGUCCAUAGCAACAAACAUGUAUCAUUGUACUAGAGACUGAGGAGCGUGAACAACAGUAGCGACGUUUUGCCUCUCGGUGGAGAAAUUACGUCGGAAACGUCAUGUUUUGUCGCGUGUACGUCUUCUCCUGGGUUAUUCACGUUUAAAACGUGCUCUUAGAGUUUGAGCAGUGUUUAUUAUGUCGGUUUGUGUGAAGUCCAGCCCUACUCCUUCUGAUGGACCGAAACAUGAAGAGACGAACUAAAUUCUCUCCCAAUAAUAGUAAGUAUCUAUCAUCUAUCUGUCUGUCUGUCUACCUACCUGUCUUUCUGUCUAUCUGUCUAUCUAUCUGUCUUUCUGUCUACUUACCCGUCUAUCUAUCUGUCUGUCCGUCCAUCUGUCCACCUACCUGUCUUUCUGUACAUCUGUCUUUCUGUCCAUCUAUUUGUCUGUGUGUCCGUCUGUCUGUCUUUUUGUCUACCAACCCGUCAAUCUGUCUAUCUAUCUGUCUUUCUGUCUACCUACCCGUCUAUCUAUCUGUCUUUCUGUCUACUUACCAAUCUAUCUGUCUAUCUAUCUGUCUUUCUGUCUACUUACCCAUCUAUCUGUCGAUCUAUCUGUCUUUCUGUCUGUCCGUCCGUCCAUCUGUCCACCUACCUGUCUUUCUGUCCAUCUGUCUUUCUGUCCAUCUAUUUGUCUGUCUGUCCGUCUGUCUGUCUAUCUGUCUUUUUGUCUACCAACCCAUCAAUCUUUCUAUCUAUCUUUCUUUCUGUCUACCUACCCGUCUAUCUAUCUGUCUUUCUGUCUACUUACCCAUCUAUCUGUCUAUCUAUCUGUCUUUCUGUCUACCUACCUGUCUAUCUGUCUAUCUUUAUGUCUGUCCGUCCGUCCAUCUGUCCACCAACCUGUCCAUCUAUUUGUCUGUCUGUCUGUCUAUCCGCCUUUCUGUCUACCUACCCGUCUAUCUGUCUGUCCGUCCGUCCAUCUGUCCACCUACCUGUCUUUCUGUGGAUCUACCUGUCUGUCUGUCCGUCCGUCUAUCUACCCGUCCGUCCGACUGUCCGUCUAUCUACCCGUCUGUCUGUCUACCUAACAGUCUACCUACCUACCUACCUUAUCAAACCCCACCCAUCCAUCCAUCCAUAUAUCUGUCUUCAGUGAAUGGAGAACAUUCUUUGAGAGAGGACACGACUAUGAAAGACAAAAGCAGCCUGCAAGAAGAGGGAAUUCAUAGUGAUGUAAUUCCCGAUGAGCUCCUUGCCACCCUCACCUCCACCAUAUGUCCUCAAAUCGCGCUCGGACCCCUGAAAUUAACCAAAACUCCCAAGGACUUCAAAGUUUGUUUACAACACCGGCCUGAUGCAUUAUGGCAUCAACCCGCUGGCCGAAAGAAAUACAAAUACUUUCUCGACCAGCCAACAUCUAUAAGUGGAGCUGGAAGAGAUAUAUCCUUUCUGUGUGACGCCUGCGUAUAUCAGAAGGAUCGAUUGCACCCUCCGUCAAUGGAUGAACAAGACUCUGCUCUGUUGCAUGGAGAUCAAAAGGACAUGAGUCCACUGGAAACAUUAAUUCCUGAAGAAUAUCACAUCAUUAAAAGCAAAGGUCUUAGGGGACUGCAAUGCUAUGAUGACAAAUUCACAGUUCUGCUGGAAGACAAUGAAAAGAAGCUAAGAGUCUUUCCAUCAAUGAAGCCCACCAGUCGGCUUGAGGUGAUGCAGCUAAUGAAAGUAAUGGAUGAUAUGCUGGAAAAAGCAGGAGUCAACCAAGACCUUCAAGAGCUAUCUGAACUCUCUCAGAUGGAAAAUUUACUGGAGCUGGUCAGAACGGAGCAGAACAUUUACAACAUUGUGUUCCACGAGAUCAUCCGCCAAGUCAGUGUUGAAUGUGCCGAGAGGGGUCAGCUUCUCGCCAAACUCAGGCAGAGGUAUGCGGCCCUACUCGACCGGAUCCCAUGGCAGGUGAAAGGCCUACACUCGGAGACAUUAGCACAGAGGGCAUUCGACCGACGGCUCACGGAGGAGAUCAUGAGCUUUAGAAACUCUGUUACAAAGCUUAAUAUGGAACUAAGUAUGAUGAAGGAACACGAUGAGUGUGUGUCCAAAGAGGCAGAGGAAUCAAAAGAGGAACUCGCUAAAGCUCUAGAGGAAUCACAACGCAAUGCAGACAUUGUAGCAAAGUAUCAUGAUCUUUACGAGCUGCAGCGAAGAAGACUCGGGGGUCAGAUGCUCCAUCUGUCUGAUGAGAGGGACCUUUGGAGAAAAGCAACGUACAGCCUCGCUAUAAAGAUAAUAAAGAUAAAUAAACUCCAGCUGGUCAAACGGCUAAAUGUUAGCGAGCAAACCUGGGCCAAGACUGCCGAGCACUUCACUCUCGUCCUCACAACAAAGGAUUCAGAGGAUGUAUCGCACAUGAUUGAGUUGACCGACCAAUGGAAAGAGAACCUUACCACCUUCAUGGAGAACCUCAGAAAGACUGAAGGCAGUCAAAGGGAGACCAUCCAAUCUGUCCGAGCUCAUGUUGUCAAAUGGCAGAAGUUCUGUGAAGACCAGUUCAGGAGCCCUGAUAUGAAAACCAUUAGAUCUUCAGAGGAGGAACUGUCUUAUGACCUGAAACAAUGGUCAACGGUGUUAACACAACAAUGUGAGCGUUACGGAGGGGAGGAGCUAGUGUCCAGUCAGGAAACACUCGAAAUGCUAACAAACCUACAAGAGUCCUGGAUUGAGGUUUGUCUUCGGCUCUUUAGGAGACACCCGGCUUCAGAUGGAGGCCCACCUAAAGGUCAAGAGGCCAUGGGAGAGCUGUCUAAAACCAUCACUGAGCUUCACAAACAGCUGAGAAUCCGCAUUAAUGGAGAAAGUGGGAUCCAUGCAACACUAAUGUCACUUAGUGAUAAUAUGGAGUUCUGGUCCAGAAGACUAAAAUCCCAGAGUGGACCUGAACGGCAUACUUCAGGAGAUUGGGGGAAGAUGGAGGAAGCUCUUGGUAGCUUGAUAAAUCUGUUUGAAGAUGCCGUUUUGCUGGUGGACAGUACACAACUUGAACGGGACAGGGCCAAGAAAUUACCCCAUGCUAGGAUUGACAUCCAUGAUGUCCUGAAGACAUUAAAGGAUUUCCUGUUCUCCCAAGAAAACUUCUUUGACUGUGAAGACAUGAGGCUUCACGAAGAGGUCAAUUCAAUUCACUCCAAACUGAUUCGCUGGAUGGUGGACCUUCUGCUUGUUAUGGUGCCACAGGUAGAUUCGGAUGACCAGGCAUCUCUUCCAUCGCCUGAAUUGAACAUCAUAGUCGACAUGUCCGCAGAGAAGUUGGAUAAAGAUGCAAGCAUCAUCUCAGAGAAACUGGAUAACCUUUCCAAAUACAUCACAAGCUCUUGUCAGGCCAUCGUGGAAGAAGAAAUCUUGAAGACCUUAACUCAGCAUGACACAGAGAAUGAGCUUCACCAACUAGCCAAGCUUCAGAAGGAAUGUAGCGAUUGGGUGGAAUGCUGUCAGGUCCUGCUGUUGGAUAUGAAGGGAAGUCCUGUGGAGAUGCAGCUGUCUGUGCCACAGUCUGUUAGCGAGAUCGCAUUAGAGGACGCCAGCAUGGACUCUCUGUUAGUCUUGGCUUUAUUAAAUGUCACGCUAUCACCUCUGCAGGGGGAAGACCAGGGUGUAAAGGCUAAAGACGGCUCAGUCAUCAAGCUAAUAGGUUAUGAUGGUAAUAUCACAGAACAGGUUUUGGGAGAGGAAACCAUCCAGCUUACGGGGACGGAUGAGCUUGUUGUGUCUCCUCACACUGAGAAUGCCCAGCAAGCCUUCAGUGCUUUAGAAACAGUGCGAUCUCUUCAGCAGGAACUUUUAGAGGUGGAAUCUCGUGCCGUCACUGCAGAAGUGCGGGCGAUUAAAGCUGAGGAAGACCUGCAGGUGGCUCUCGACAAGAUCCAAGAUCUGGAGAAACAAUUACAGGGUCUGCCCCACGUGGAUAACAAGUUGAACAAGAAAACUGGACCACCCAAGACCCCCAGCACCCCGGCUGUGUCAUCUGAGCCCAAAACACAUCAGAAAGCCGAAUCCAGCCCCAAAAACACCGAAGGCACUAAAAGACACUAAGGUUAAAACCAGACCUCAGUGAUUGUAAGACAAACUAAAUAAUUUGGCCUUAAUAUAAAACGAGCGCACACUUUGUUAUUUUGUUUCAUCUUCACAAGAGGUGAGACCAAAAUAGAUGUGUUUUAUGUUAGUAAAAGUGUUAGAUUAUUAUUGAUUAAUAGUUAGUGUUGGAUUAUUCAACAGCAAGCUGAAUCAAAGUAAAGUGUGUAUAUAGUGGUAUGACAAAAGGAAAUUGAACAACAUAAAACAUUACGCUAGGUAAACUUAAUGCAAUUGGCUUUUAAAAAGAGGGGGAGUCCUUUAAUACUGAAUGUCCUGCCCUAACUUCCUGUUUUAGAGGAAAUUACAUUCCAUUUUAACAUUAAAUAAACCCCCCCAAAAAACAUACUGGUCUGACAUAUCUCUAAAUCACAGGCAAGUAUUUAGCGCUCUCUUCCGAGUUGUCCAUCAGGGGUCAGGCUUUGAUUGGCUGUUCUGGUUAAACUGGUGAUGUUUAUUGAUUGGCUCAGGUUUUCUCCCUUGAUGCCCCAUCUGCAGGUCACAAAAUCUAACAUAACCUUCGGUUUUCCAAGUUUCACAAUGUUCCUGUCCACACUUACCUUUAUCUUCUCCGUGUCCCUCAGUCUACAGUAAACCCAAUAACUCCUCUCUCUCUUCCUUAACACGUUCUUUUACAGUAUCCACAUUCACAACAGUGCAUCUCGGGAUGACUUGAGCAUCUUUGGCUUCAUGUCUUUCUUCUGAAAUGUCAGGUUUCUCUCGCUCUUUUCUUUUGUGGGGCUCUUGGAAUUUCUAUUAUUUCUGUUAUUUACAUAUUUGACAAGUAAAUACUUGGUUGAGAUAAAUGAAAGUAAAAUGUAGACAUAAAAGUUGCAGAUUUAUUCAUCUAUUGUUUCUGUAUUUUAU
This is a messenger RNA of Triplophysa dalaica, 5138 nucleotides long. It is a transcript of the gene axdnd1, whose product is annotated as axonemal dynein light chain domain containing 1. Bases 381 to 4232 code for a protein of 1283 amino acids. The transcript is spliced from 23 exons. The record is from RefSeq and is a predicted model, not a curated record. NCBI's taxonomy places the organism in Eukaryota, Metazoa, Chordata, Actinopteri, Cypriniformes, Nemacheilidae.